GGGGCGACGCGUGACGCAAUCCGCCUGCGCGCUGGCGGGGCGGGGUGAGCCGGCCGCGGGCGCUGGGCGGGUCCGUGGCGCGGUCUAUCGGCGCCUGUUUUCUCGCUGGGUGGCGGACGAAACUUCACAAGAUGUCUAAGCAACAACCAGCUCAGUUUAUAAAUCCAGAAACUCCUGGCUAUGUUGGAUUUGCAAAUCUCCCCAAUCAAGUUCACCGAAAAUCAGUGAAAAAAGGUUUUGAGUUCACACUGAUGGUGGUUGGUGAAUCAGGUCUAGGAAAAUCGACUCUCAUAAACAGCCUGUUCCUAACUGAUCUCUACCCAGAAAGAGUUAUACCAGGCGCUGCAGAGAAAAUUGAAAGAACUGUCCAAAUUGAGGCUUCAACUGUUGAAAUUGAAGAGCGAGGGGUCAAGCUACGCCUGACAGUGGUGGAUACCCCUGGCUAUGGUGAUGCUAUCAACUGCAGAGAUUGUUUUAAGACGAUAAUCUCCUACAUCGAUGAGCAGUUUGAGCGGUACCUGCAUGACGAGAGCGGCUUGAACAGACGGCACAUUGUUGAUAAUCGAGUGCACUGUUGCUUUUACUUCAUUUCACCAUUUGGACAUGGACUUAAGCCCUUAGAUGUGGCGUUUAUGAAGGCAAUACACAACAAGGUGAAUAUUGUGCCUGUCAUUGCAAAAGCUGACACCCUCACCCUGAAGGAACGGGAGCGGCUGAAGAAAAGGAUUCUGGAUGAAAUUGAAGAACAUAACAUCAAAAUCUAUCACUUACCUGAUGCAGAAUCAGAUGAAGAUGAAGAUUUUAAAGAGCAGACUAGACUUCUCAAGGCCAGCAUCCCAUUCUCUGUGGUUGGAUCCAAUCAGUUGAUUGAAGCCAAAGGAAAGAAGGUCAGAGGCCGCCUCUACCCCUGGGGUGUUGUGGAGGUGGAGAACCCAGAACACAACGACUUUCUGAAGCUGAGAACCAUGCUCAUCACCCACAUGCAGGAUCUCCAGGAGGUGACCCAGGACCUUCAUUAUGAAAACUUCCGUUCUGAGAGACUCAAGAGAGGCGGCAGGAAAGUGGAGAACGAGGACAUGAAUAAAGAUCAGAUCUUGCUGGAAAAGGAAGCUGAGCUCCGCCGCAUGCAGGAGAUGAUCGCUAGGAUGCAGGCGCAGAUGCAGCUACAGAUGCAGGGCGGGGACGGCGACGGCGGGGCUCUCGGGCACCACGUGUGAGAAAACACUUUCCUGGAUAAAAAAGAAAACAUUCCAGAUGCGUGAUCCAGCCGUGUGUUUUCAUAAUCCUUGGGAGAGUGCCAUCCACAUUUUAACUUACCUGUGCCUGAGAAUUUAAUUUUUUAAAAAGUUUUGAUUUUUUUUUUUUGUAUGAGGUACUUUUAACAUAUGUAUUUCAUUGCUGUUACACUCUGUAUUUUGUGAGGUGAACUUUUCCUUUUCUUCUUCCUAACCACUAACGUUAGAAUUGACUUCCAAGAAUCAGCGUGUAUAGUUAAUACUGAAUUUCUUUAAUUUAACUGACUUAACGACUGACUAACUAUUCGAGCACUCCUGAUUUGUAUCUAGAACAUUCAGAUUGACCCAUUAUGUUCCUGGGUGGUAGAGGUGUGUGCCUAGUGCUGUAGAAAGAUCCGCUGGCCUGGGGCAGGGUCAUUGCUUACCACACCACACUGCUUCCUUGCUUUUAUGUUUGUACACAACAUCUAAAACCAGUUUUGCUGCUAUCAUUCAGUACUGUUCUUUUGUCUGUGAGUUUAUUAUCUGUUAACCAAAUAAAACAAUAGAAUUACCUAAUGAGAUAUAUCUUUACACUUAAAUAGCUUUUUUAGAGGUGACUUUUAAAGAAGUCUCUUGAUUCUGAUGCUAGGUCGUUUUAAAACCACUAUGCAGAGAACUCACUGUAAGCCACGUGAUCUCCACUGAUACUGGUUAUCCUGUGCUACAGAGAAAAUCAGAGUAGUCACAACUAAGAUUCUUACCUACAAAAUGAGAUUCAGUAAACUCUUAACCAAAAUUUUAAAAAAAAUUUUAAGGAAAAUUAGCAGUUUACCUAUUCAGAAUCCAACCUUUCUAUAUUUUAUACCGCACUUUAGUGUAUUUUCUGUAACUGUAGAUAUAGAAGAUCUGCCUCCCCUGUGGAAAUUGGGGUCUGUCGGUGGGCAUGCCCCUGGAGCCCAGCUUGCCAUUGAACAGUGUUCCCACCCUAAGGCCUUGGCACCCUGAACGCCUGAUCUCUGAUGCCUACCAGGUUUUCCUGAUUUGGGUUUCCUUUAAAUAUUCCUUUUUUGCAUGAUUUUCUGAUGGGAGGAAAAUAGCAGUAAUCAUUUUUGUGUGGGCAGACUGUCUCAUUUUUUUUUUAGCCGUUGUCGUUUUAUUCAUUUUGUGUAAUAACCAUGUGUCGUGUCAAAGUGGAAGACAUUUCAAGUCUGUAGUAUAGCUAGUAGGCAGGUGUGCACAUUCGAAGCCACACCUGGUCUGUUUUCUGUGCACUGUGGCCUUAGCCUCACCUUUCCUCCCGUGUCUCCCGGUGGCAUGCUCCAGGGCUUGCCUUUUUUUUUUUUUUUUUAAUCAAUUACACUGAAGUUGGGAGAUUCAGCUGCAGAAAGUGACAGAUGAAAGGAGACAAUGGUUGUGUAGGAAGAUGGAGAAAAUGCUCACUCUGAGGAUGAGACAGGGUUUUUUGUUUUUUUGUGGGGGAAAACAUAAAAUGAGGCAGUUACACAUUCGUUAUGAAGGUGUGCUACAGAAAAUAAUCUGGUGCUCUUGCUAACUUUGCUCCUUCACUGUUGCUUGCAAAUAGCCAAAAGCCGUAUGUUAUAGCUUAUUGUGUGAAGGUAACUAAGAAAAAGUGUUCCAUGACUUUAUAGAGUACAUCCAUGCAGAGUCCAUUAUUUGAGUUUUUGACAUUUAAUAACUUUGCUAGAAAAAUCUGUAAAAAAAAAAAAAAAAAAAAAAAAAAAAAAAACAUUUGCAAGUGAUUAAGCCCCAUGUAUGUUUGUGCGAAAGUCCUACUUCAGGCACUCUGGUAGUAGCUGUGCACAAGGGGGGCCCAGGGCUGCACCUCUGACCACCUUUUGUGGUACUACCCAAACCUUAAGAUAUACUUUUGAUAAUAGAUAACUGCUCUUUUACUAAGAGAUCGUCUCUACCUAUAGAAAUGUAUUUUCAAAACACUUAUUUUACACAGCAAUUUUGUAUCCAUUUAAACUAAUCUUUUAUCAAUAAAGCACUAUUGUUUAGAUGUU
Molecule: messenger RNA, 3244 nt
Organism: Sapajus apella (tufted capuchin)
Lineage: Eukaryota; Metazoa; Chordata; Mammalia; Primates; Cebidae
Gene: SEPTIN2
Product: septin 2
Exons: 13
Coding region: 132-1217 (361 amino acids)
Biological process (GO): cilium assembly; cell division; regulation of exocytosis
Cellular component (GO): microtubule cytoskeleton; septin ring; cell division site
Molecular function (GO): GTPase activity; molecular adaptor activity; GTP binding
Source: RefSeq, a predicted model, not a curated record